AUCAUACACAAUGAAGCCAUUAAAAAUACAUAUGAGUCCGAGUAUCUAUGCACGUUCUUAUGACUCUACAAAUAAGAUCGUGUCACAUAUUUUUGCACGGUUUGAGGUGCACUUGCGAAACUAGUAAGUUAAUUAUGGUACCUAUUAACAAGGAUUGACCAAUGACCGACUUCAAAAAGUUUUGUAAGUUUAAAAUAAGUUGUGAGUGCAAGUUGUGAGAGCCGGCCGUAGGCUGGAACGGGUCUAGCGCGACAACGCGGCGGGGAGUAGAGUCCCUCGCUCCGCUCGCGCGCUCCAAUCAAACGCUAGGGGCGGCGAUAAGAGUAGGACGUGCGAUGACUGGCCUUAAAGUGCGAGGAGGACGGGUGCGAAGGCGGGCGCGCCUAGCCACGCCGUCGUCAUCAGUCAGUGACAGUUGCGUGGCGCGCGGCGUAGCCUGCGAGUGACGGUGAACGAAUGGUUGAGUGUUGUCGCGAGUGAGUGAGUGUCGCCAUCGACAUCGACAUGUCGUCGCCGCGGCGGGCCGUCUACAGCAUCGACCACAUCCUGGGCCGGCGGCCGCGCGACCACGUGGAACUCAAGACCGAGAGCCGAGCGCACACGCCGUCCGACUCGGAGCUGGAGCUCGAGCACGAGCACGAGCACGAGCAUGAGCACGAGCAUGAGCGCGAGCACGAGCAGGAGCACGAGCACGAACGGGAGCAAGACUCAGCACGGGAGCCGCUGGAGCUGGACUCAUUAGACACCGGACGACCGAGAAAGCAGGUGCGCCGCAGCCGGACCACGUUCACCACAUACCAGCUGCACGAGCUGGAGCGCGCCUUCGACGCCACACAGUACCCCGACGUGUUCACGAGGGAAGAGCUGGCUCUCAGGCUAGAGCUCAGUGAAGCGCGUGUUCAGGUGUGGUUCCAGAACCGGCGAGCAAAGUGGCGCAAGCGCGAGAAGGCGCUGGGCCGCGAGCACGCUCCCUUCCUCCACCACGACCACGUGGUGAGCGAAUGGAACGGCGCGGGCGCCGGCGGCGAGUGGUGGGCGCUGGGACUCGGCGCUCUCGGCGUGGCCCCACCUUUAUGGCCAGCUGAACCGACUGCCUUCCGAGCCUUGUUACACAGGUAUGUGCUAUCGCUCCCGCCGGCGCUGGGCCCGCUGGCGCCGCCGCCGCGCUCGCCGUCGCCCGGCGCGGCCCGCGCGCCCGCCGCCGCGCCCGCCGACCUGCGCCUGCGCCUCGAGCUGCCCGAGCGGGCGCUCGCGCUGCACGCCGGCAGCAAGAUGCACACGUAGCACGACUGAGUGACACUUACACUAUAGUUUGUUUUUUUAGCAUUAGAAAAAAGGUAAACAAUUUUGACGUGUCUAUUUAUUGAAAAUUCUUGAAAAACGCUUUUAAAAAUUAGUUAAUACUUAUUACUUAUAGAAGUAAAAGAAUAUAACAAAUCGUUUAUAAUUUAUAAUUAAUUUUCUAUGAUGUGACUUAUUUAAAAAAAAUUUUUUUUCAAUAAAAAGACACGUCACCAGACCUUCAUUCUAAUGCAAAAAAAAUGUAAAUGUUAAGACUCCUUUUAGGUGGAAAUAACCCUCAUUUUAUGAGUCACUGUUAUCAUCUGGCCUCAUAAUACUGGCGCCCAACAUGGGCCACAAUAAUAGUCUUAUUCUGAUUGGCAGUUUAGCACCCGUGCGUUAAGUGAAGACUUGUUUACUAAGUUUAAGACGCCUUUGUUUCUGACGAGGAGAUCUUGUCCUCCUGAUUUAUGUCACACCUGGGCUCCCCGUAAUAUUGGCGCCCAGCGUGGGGGCUUAGUCUUGGAAUUAGGUUUCAAGUUGACUGAUCCUAUCCUGAUAUUCAGCAGCCAUGCGUUAAUAUACAGAAAAUGUUUCGAGUGAUAGGCAAGGGGGCGUCCAUUA
Messenger RNA from Cydia pomonella (codling moth), 1905 nucleotides. RefSeq names its product retina and anterior neural fold homeobox protein 2-like. Gene Ontology annotation, molecular function: RNA polymerase II transcription regulatory region sequence-specific DNA binding; DNA-binding transcription factor activity, RNA polymerase II-specific. NCBI's taxonomy places the organism in Eukaryota, Metazoa, Arthropoda, Insecta, Lepidoptera, Tortricidae. The record is from RefSeq and is a predicted model, not a curated record. Gene Ontology annotation, biological process: regulation of transcription by RNA polymerase II. Bases 505 to 1284 code for a protein of 259 amino acids. The transcript has 6 exons.